This is a messenger RNA of Acipenser ruthenus (sterlet), 3791 nucleotides long. RefSeq names its product methionine sulfoxide reductase Aa (gene msraa). The transcript has 6 exons. Gene Ontology annotation, biological process: cellular response to oxidative stress. The coding region runs from base 860 to 1369 and encodes 169 amino acids. Lineage: Eukaryota; Metazoa; Chordata; Actinopteri; Acipenseriformes; Acipenseridae. Gene Ontology annotation, cellular component: cytoplasm. The record is from RefSeq and is a predicted model, not a curated record. Gene Ontology annotation, molecular function: peptide-methionine (S)-S-oxide reductase activity.
CAAGGCUGCUUGGGAAAGUUGCCAUGUUGUGAGGGAGAGCAGAGAGGGAGAGAGGCAUGGAAAAAAAAGCAAGCAGGACUUGGCACGGUUCUAUCACAGCUCCUUUUGUCUGCUUGCUCGGCUUUGCGCUAAGGAAAUCAAAAUAUCAAGGGGGUAGAUCUCCGCUUCAAGGCUAAAAAAAUGUCUAUGUGGAAUGUCUAUUUCUAUUUAUUUAGAAUACAAAGGGAUGUCUUUAUGGGUCAGACAGGUGCACAUAAUGGAUGAGAAAGACAAAAGAAAAGAAAGUUUGUGGUUUAUAUUUGUUUAUACCUCAGGUUUUAAAUAUAUAUAUUUUUCUAACUUCUGAAGUCCGGACCUAGAUGACUGCUUCGAAGGGGUGAGGUUUCAAACCACAGAAGAAGUUAAGCGACUUAUCUUAAAGCUGCAGCACCUAAAGAUUUAACAGCAAGACUGGGACAUCAAAGCAAACUACUAGUUUACAUUGGAUUAUAGCCAUGUUUGCCUUACGCUUGGAUUCCUCCAAAUCCUUCGGUUUGAAAACAAGACGACGAGACACAAAGAUCCUAAGGGAAAAAAGUAUGUACAUUGUGUACUCCAUUUCAUGGAUUACAGUUUACUGCUGUGUACCACGGUUGUGCUAUUGGUGUCUGCUUCACCUGAACUUUUUUCUUGUUAUUGGAAAACCCCCCAAAAAUUCAUGAGGGGCCUGGAUAUAUAUGCAUGUCACUUGCAUCAUCUCUACGUUUUCCCUACCUUUGUUGGUUCAUAAAAGGAAUCGGAUUUGCAUGUUUUACAAUUUUUUGAAAAGCAUCACGCUAAUGGAAACAAGACUGUGGAGCCGUUCCCUGAGGGACUGCAGAUGGCCAUGUUUGGCAUGGGCUGUUUCUGGGGAGCUGAGAGAAAAUUCUGGACACAGAAAGGUGUCUAUUCCACACAGGUGGGCUAUGCUGGUGGAUACACACCUAACCCAUCCUAUGAGGAGGUCUGUUCAGGUAAAACUGGUCACACUGAGAUAGUUCGAGUGGUGUACAAUCCAGGAAAAGUCUGUUUUGAAAAGCUACUGAAGGUGUUUUGGGAGAGCCAUAACCCUACACAAGGUAUGCGCCAAGGGAAUGAUACAGGAACUCAGUAUCGUUCAGCCAUCUACACUUACACUCAGGAACAAAUGGACACGGUCAACAGAUCUAAAGAGGAGUAUCAAAAGGUGCUGACUGAGAAUGAACACGGUGAAAUCAGCACAGAAAUCCGAGAAGCCCAGGAGUUUUAUUACGCUGAAGAUUACCAUCAGCAGUACCUGAGCAAGAACCCACGUGGCUACUGUGGGCUCAGUGGCACAGGAGUGUCCUGCCCCAUCGGGCUUCCGAAAUAGCAGCCUGCCCUCACUGUGACAAGGAUGCAAGAGCAGCAGGUGGAACAAUGUGGCCUUGAAGUUAACCGGACAGAACAGCACUGGAAUCCUUUUAUUUUUUGUCAAUAAUUAAUACUAUUAGUUGUUAUCACAAAAGCCUUAGAAAUUGUUAUUUUUUAAUAAAUGGCUGGGUCCAAGCUAGAAUGAUUGAACUUGGUAAUCACUAGGGGUGUGCUGAUACUUGUACUUACCCCUAGUAACCACUGAAUUUGAGUUAAGUGUAAAACUAAAUGCGGAUGGGCUGGAUUGCAUUAGUAAGAUCACUAAAGUGCUACAGAUAUUUAUUUAAUAAUAUAAUUAUUGCUGUAAUUGCUCUAUUCAUUUCCCUCAAAAGCUAAUUAUAUAUAAGUUAUGGACCACUGUAUACAUUGUCAAAAUAAUAACAAUAAAAAAAUAAACUUUAAAUAUUGUCUGUUUCUAAAACAAUACAUUUCAAAAUUGUACACAAAUCAAAUGCAACAUUAUUAUUUGUUUAUUUAGCAGACGCCUUUAUCCAAGGCGACUUACAGAGACUAGGGUGUGUGAACUAUGCAUCAAAAGCUGAGUCACUUACAGUUACGUCUCACCUGAAAGACGGAGCACAAGGAGGUUAAGUGACUUGCUCAAGGUCACACAAUGAGUCAGUGGCUGAGCUGGGAUUUGAACCGGGGACCUUCUGGUUACACACCCUUUUCUUUAACCACUGGACCACACAGCCUCCUAUGCACUACAACUUUUGCGAAGAGAUAUAGCAAAAUCAAACUGUUAAUUAAUGUUACAAAACAAGUAAACACCUUAGGCAUACUUCAGAGCUGUCAAACUUUUCACAAAAAAUAUUGCAAAUGGAACAGGUUACAAUUCGAAAGCAGCUGUCUGUUGUGGGGAAUUUAAGACUAAGUCAAGAAAAAGUAAUUUUAAAUGUUGAGGAAUUUAUAGUAUUGGCCCCCAAGAACUUCAUACAGUAGUUGCUUAUAGGCCUUCCUCACAUGUGUUUGUAAACCAGUGCUCCAAUGUUCUUAUUUUUCUUUACGAAUGGAUCCUAAAACAAGGACAAACAUCUGAUUGCUGAAAUAGUUUAAAAUAAUACUUUGUUGACUUGUUCUGCAAAACAAUCCAAAAAACUCGUCUUUACUGUGACAACUCUACACAGAGACAGUAAUUCAAGACUGUGAAGGGGGAUCAGGGUUUAUGAUGUCCAGUGUUACCUGCAGUUUGUAUCACAAGCAGGUGAUCAAACUUUUAUUAUGAGAUUUUGUUUGUGCUUUUUAUUGGAUAUUUUACAGAAACUGGUCAUCAUAAUUCCUGGCCCAGAGUUUAGAGAGCAGCCAGAUAGCUGAAAAACAAACCUGCUGGCAGCAUUAAUCCCUUCAGCUGGCCCUUCCUCCUGUCUGACCAGGUGGCUCUUGUACUCUCUGCAGUUGAUACAGUCAGUAUAAAUCUGCCUCCACAGGGAAAUCUGGCUUCCAGGAUUGGGAGUUGGCAUCACAGUGACAGUAAAGGCGAUUUCACAUUCACUGUUUUCACAUACAACAAAACACAUACAAGCUGAGCUGCAUGCAACAGUUAUAGGAAAACUACAUCGAGGUGUUAGAGGCACAGCUGAAUGGGCGCUAGUUUAGGUUCAGUGGAUCUAAAUAACACAGUGGCCUUGCCCAUGAUGAUGGUAAGAUGAGCAUCAGGUUUUUAUUAACCUGAUAACUUUCAGACAUCAGUGGUACGAGUCAUUCCAAUAAAAUUAAAGCUACCCAGAAAAAAAAGACAGAUAGCAGCCACAUUUCUGAACACUUGGGAAAUGCUUCAUUUUAAAUGCCCACAUAACUAAAAAAGUAAUUACUUAUUUUCUACUUAUUAAUUACAACGGAAUUCAUAAGACGUAAACACCAAUUACUGAUGCAUUCCAGAAAUGCUGAUCAUGAACACACACAAGCCCUUACCUGAAGCAAUGCGAUGUAUGUUCAAACGGGUCACUUGUCUACCAAUCCCUGUACUGAACUCUAGAGUUACUAAUUGCGACUGACUAGUUUUAGUAUUAGGGGGAAGUAGGCUUAACAAAACACAAAACUAAUUGCCAAAACAUACUGUAUGAAUUAUGGAACUCCUUGUUCAGAGAGGUGCUGGAUUUGUACAGGUUCUGCUGGUACAUCAUUGCAGUAAGAAACAACUUUUAUUUUAACAUUAAUGUAACACCAGUGUGGUUAUAUUAAGCAUUUUGUUGCAUUGUAACCACACCACCGUGUAAUUACUGUGCUACUGCAGUGCAGUUACAAUAUCAUUAGAGAUGCCUAAUGUGAGGUGUUACCUUAAUUUAUUAUUAUUUGUUUUAAAGUACUGCAAUGCCCUCAAAAGUGACAUUAUUGCUAUAUUAAUGGCUACUUCCAAUCCAAUAUGAAUUGUUUUUGUUCUU